GGCUCGCCGAGAGCGGUGGAGUUGAGCCGGAAUGAAAGUGGCGCGUUUCUCCUGACGUUACCGGAGCGGGAGCGGCUGGGAGCUGAGUUGGGGGACUCGGUCCGGGUUUGCGUGUUUCGGGUGUCGGGCGCGAAGCGGACCGCGGGAAAGCGCGGCAAGCGUUAGUGGAAGAGGCGGCUCGGCGUGGCGCUGAGACAUGGCUCACAACAAGAUCCCGCCGCGGUGGCUCAACUGUCCACGGCGCGGCCAGCCGGUGGCAGGGAGAUUCUUACCUCUGAAGACAAUGCUUGGACCACGAUAUGAUAGUCAAGUUGCUGAAGAAAAUCGUUUCCACCCCAGCAUGCUUUCAAAUUAUCUGAAAAGUUUGAAGGUUAAAAUGGGCUUGUUGGUGGACCUGACAAAUACUUCAAGAUUCUAUGACAGAAAUGACAUAGAAAAAGAAGGAAUCAAAUAUAUAAAGCUUCAGUGUAAAGGACAUGGCGAGUGCCCUACAACUGAGAACACUGAGACAUUUAUUCGUCUCUGUGAGCGGUUUAAUGAAAGAAACCCACCUGAGCUCAUAGGUGUGCAUUGUACACAUGGCUUCAAUCGUACUGGUUUCCUCAUUUGUGCCUUUUUGGUGGAGAAAAUGGAUUGGAGUAUUGAAGCAGCAGUUGCUACUUUUGCUCAAGCCAGACCACCAGGAAUUUAUAAGGGUGAUUAUUUGAAAGAACUUUUUCGUCGCUAUGGUGAUAUAGAGGAAGCACCACCCCCACCUCUAUUGCCAGAUUGGUGUUUUGAGGAUGAUGAAGAUGAAGAUGAGGAUGAGGAUGGAGAUGGAAAAAAGGAAUCAGAACCCGGGUCAAGUACCUCCUUUGGCAAAAGGAGAAAAGAACGGUUAAAACUGGGUGCUAUUUUCUUGGAAGGUGUAACUGUAAAAGGUGUAACUCAAGUAACAACUCAACCCAAGUUAGAAGAAGUACAGCAGAAGUGUCAUCAAUUCUGCGGCUGGGAAGGGUCUGGAUUUCCUGGAGCACAGCCUGUUUCCAUGGACAAGCAAAAUAUUAAACUUUUGGAGCUGAAACCAUACAAAGUAAGCUGGAAAGCAGAUGGUACUCGGUACAUGAUGCUGAUUGAUGGCACAAAUGAAGUUUUUAUGAUUGAUAGAGAUAAUUCAGUGUUUCAUGUUUCAAAUCUGGAAUUCCCAUUUCGCAAAGAUCUCCGAAUACAUUUGUCAAAUACUCUGUUAGAUGGGGAAAUGAUUAUUGACAAAGUAAACGGACAGGCUGUUCCUAGAUAUUUGAUAUAUGACAUAAUAAAAUUCAAUGCACAGCCAGUUGGAGAUUGUGAUUUUAAUAUUCGUCUGCAGUGUAUAGAACGAGAAAUAAUAAAUCCUCGACAUGAAAAAAUGAAGACUGGGCUCAUUGACAAAACACAGGAACCAUUUAGUGUCAGAAACAAGCCAUUUUUUGACAUUUAUACUUCAAGAAAGCUACUUGAAGGAAAUUUUGCCAAAGAAGUCAGCCAUGAAAUGGAUGGACUUAUUUUUCAGCCUAUUGGAAAAUAUAAACCUGGCCGAUGUGAUGACAUUUUAAAAUGGAAGCCUCCGAGUCUAAAUUCUGUGGAUUUUCGACUAAAGAUAACAAGAAUGGGAGGAGAAGGAUUACUUCCUCAGAAUGUUGGUCUUCUGUAUGUUGGAGGUUAUGAAAGACCCUUUGCACAAAUCAAGGUGACAAAAGAGCUAAAACAGUAUGACAACAAAAUUAUAGAAUGCAAAUUUGAGAAUAACAGCUGGGUCUUCAUGAGACAGAGAACAGACAAAAGUUUUCCAAAUGCCUACAACACUGCCUUGGCUGUGUGCAACAGCAUCUCAAACCCUGUCACCAAGGAGAUACUGUUUGAGUUCAUCGACAGAUGUGUGGCAGCUUCUCAAGUACAGAAACACCGAAAGCAUCAUCUGGACCCUGACACGGAGCUCAUGCCCCCACCACCUCCCAAAAGACCACGCCCUUUGACCUAAGGCUGCCUGGCUUCAGAAUUAAGAGGAAAGUUGUGUGGGGAAAAAAGAUGCAUUUGCCUCGUUUUUAUAGCCAGAGGAAUUAAAAAAUAUGGCUUGAUGUUGGUACAUAUUGGAUUUUUUUUUAUUAUUAUUAGAAAAGGAAAAAAGUAUUGUAGCCAACCUGUAUAUAUUUGCUGCAUUUGCUUUCUCUAUGCUACAGUACAUCAUGGACUUAAACAUUUUAUUUAUGUGUGAUAAACUCAGCCUUAUCUUGUGGAAUCUGAAGGUUAACAUAUCCAAAGGUUUAAAUGGGAUUGAAAUCAGUGAAAAGAGGCCUUGCUCAUAUAUGGAUAACUUUCACUUUUUAAUUUAUAAAGUUAACAUCAAACUAUGAAAGCAUAAAACUCUACAUUGUUUUAUGGAAGUUGUAUUUCAAUUUGGUAAAUUUUACUUUUGAAAAAUAAGAAGAAAUGGCAUUAAACAUUCUUGCUGUCAUUUAUCAUGGAUUUCCCAUGUUUCUGAGAUUUCUGUAUUCAAAAACAAAUGACAUGGUUGUUAAAUACUGCACUAUACUGAACACCUUGGUCUGGCUUCCCUCAUUUUAAGAAGUUUCUUUGAAAAUGUAGAAGUAAAAAAAGGAAAGCUCUCCAUUUUUGUGAAUUGCAUCAUUUCUAAAGGUAGAACAUUAACUAUUUUCAUCUGUUUCUGUUGUUUGAACUCUGUCAGGCAUCCAAGGUGUCCAUUCUGGCAGUAGAUUUUGAUUUACUUCAUAAAACUUAGAUGUGCAUUGUUCUCCAGGGAGACUCUUAGUUUAAAUUCCAGGGCUACUUCUGCUUUAUCUCGGUGGUAUCAGCACAUUGUAAAACUGCAUUAAAAUAUACAGCUCACUGUGAUUAUGGGAGCAGUAUCAGAUACAAACGAUGUUGUGUUAGUUCCCUCAAAACAGCAAAGGCUGACUUCAAUGUCAGCUGACUUCUUUGAUUAGAAGGUAAUGUCAGUGGCAUUGAAUGCUGUCACAAGCAAAUGCUCUCCCACUGCUAGAUAAAUGCAGAGGCAAAGAGUAGACAUCUGUAGGACUAAACAUCAAGGAAACCAAGACAUUUAUUUUCAAAGCCAGAAUUCUAUCUAUAUUCUAUUCUGGGAUUGCUAUUUCUGUUGUACAUCUGAAUUUUAAAACGUUUACUGAUAGAUGAGUGGAUUUAAAGAACAGCUGAUUGGUCAUCUGCCAUUGUUGAGAAACUGUUCUGAUUGAUUUGUAAAGGAACUUUGCGAAUUAGCCAGUUAGAAACUAAUGUAUUUAUUUUUAGAGGCACAAGUUUUAAAUAUAUGUAUUUAAAACAAUUUCAUGAUCUGGAUUUUAUAUAUGUAUAUGCAUAUACAUGUGAGUAUAUACAUCUGUGUAUAGUCUUCUACUAAUAAUGGUCAGACACAAAAAUCCAGAUGAAUGACCUAGAAGAUUAGAUAUCUGGCAGGAUUUCUAUAUGCUAUAGCGCAGAUUAACCAAAAAAUGUAUUUAUAUUCACCUGAGUUUUAAUAUUUUUAAACAGUUUUUUCCUGUAAUGCUUUUCUAUAUAAAAUACUAGAGACAUGCUUGGGCUUUCUCCUUUGACCCCACACUAUGUAAUGUGUAAUGAACUUGCUGAAAAUGCCAUUUUAGUGGUGUUUUUUUUUUCCUAGAUAGUUUUGAUUCAUUUAGGCACUAACUGGAUUAAAACAGCUGACCGCCACAGUGAUUAUUGAAAGUUGGAAUUUUUUUCAAGGUUCCACAGUGUCUUGGACAAAGCAGAUCUUUAAAAAUGCCUGUGCAACUCUUAAUAGUCUUGUCUAUUGCACCAGGAUUUGUAACUCUUUUCACAUGGGGUGUUGCUUUCUUCUGGGCUGGUAUAAAGUCAGACCCCUUUUGCAGAUAUUUGCCAAUGAUCUUUAAUGGAGUUUAAAUGUUUAUGGUAAUUGUAACCUUUUUAAAAUGAGGUAUGUGAAAAGAGCAUCUCAUUUUUUUUAAUGUACUCAGUUAUUUUUGCCUUGCAUUUUAGUUGGACUUUUUUUUUUAAUUUACCCUUUACUUUCAGUUACAAUAGUCUUAACAGUCAGCCUUAUAUUUUAGGCCCCCUUUAGUCCCUGAAAACACUAUACCAUUUUCAGUAUUAUAAAAAGUUUUCUAGACAGUCAGGGAGUGGGGGAAUCUAGAGGCUGGAUUUAGGACAUCAUCAAGGAAAUACUCCCCUUCUCAGCCCACUUUACAGUAACUAUUUUCUGACACUGAAGUUUUGUAGCCAAGAAUAAGAAAAUGUUGCUUUCCUAAAUUAGCACAUACAAAAGCUCUUGCUUUGUGUUUAGAAAAGAUGUGGACUCGACUGCCUGGAUGGUGACAUUUGCUUUCCGUGAAAUGCUUUCAGGAAAUGUCAGGACAUUCCUUCUCUACUUGUGUUUCAGUGUGUAUUGUAAUAAAAACUACUGACUUAGAAACAGCAGAA
Molecule: messenger RNA, 4452 nt
Organism: Erinaceus europaeus (western European hedgehog)
Lineage: Eukaryota; Metazoa; Chordata; Mammalia; Eulipotyphla; Erinaceidae
Gene: RNGTT
Product: RNA guanylyltransferase and 5'-phosphatase
Exons: 16
Coding region: 197-1999 (600 amino acids)
Biological process (GO): 7-methylguanosine mRNA capping; protein dephosphorylation
Molecular function (GO): mRNA guanylyltransferase activity; ATP binding; mRNA 5'-triphosphate monophosphatase activity
Source: RefSeq, a predicted model, not a curated record